Strigops habroptila (Kakapo) is the source of this 1963-nucleotide messenger RNA. It is a transcript of the gene FHL2, whose product is annotated as four and a half LIM domains 2. The coding region runs from base 400 to 1239 and encodes 279 amino acids. Gene Ontology annotation, cellular component: Z disc; nucleus. The record is from RefSeq and is a predicted model, not a curated record. NCBI's taxonomy places the organism in Eukaryota, Metazoa, Chordata, Aves, Psittaciformes, Psittacidae. The transcript has 6 exons. Gene Ontology annotation, biological process: negative regulation of transcription by RNA polymerase II; negative regulation of calcineurin-NFAT signaling cascade. Gene Ontology annotation, molecular function: transcription factor binding; transcription coregulator activity.
UUAGGAUGGGGGCCAAGACAGACAAGAUGUUUAGGAGGGGGAAGCAUCGACACCCUUUGGAAUAGAGAAAGUGUCGAACGCCAGCUGCAGAGAGCCCCAAAGAAUGAGUGUCUCCGAGGCUUUUGUCUCCUUAUAUGGUAAAAUGAUAGAGAGGGGUUUUGCCGGGCAGGGGAAGGCAGCAGCCUCCUUCCACACAACGCCGGCUGCGGAGCGCUGGGAUCGGAAGAGCACCGCUCUUGGCAGGCAGUGCAGAGCCCCGGCGAGCUGCACGGCUCUCCUCCGCAAGCAGGCCAGUGCGCUCUUCACACAUCUGUUCAUGGACGUGACCCCCUGUCCCCAGGCCAGGAGGUGACAUUAGCUGCCCGCUACUGCUCUGAUAGCUGGACUCCAGACACCAACAUGACUGAACGCUUUGACUGUCACUACUGCAAAGAGUCCCUGUUUGGUAAGAAGUACAUCCUGAAGGAGGACAGUCCCUACUGCGUGAAAUGCUAUGAAAACCUUUAUUCCAAUACCUGCGAGGAAUGCAAAAAACCUAUUGGUGCUGACUGCAAGGAUCUAUCUUACAAGGAUCGCCACUGGCACGAAACCUGCUUCCACUGCUUCCAGUGCAAGAAUUCACUGGUGGACAAGCCUUUUGCUGCAAAAGAGGAACGUCUACUUUGUACUGAUUGCUACUCCAACGAAUAUUCUUCCAAAUGUAACGAGUGCAAGAAGACUAUUAUGCCAGGUACUCGGAAGAUGGAAUACAAGGGCAACAGCUGGCACGAGACCUGCUUUAUCUGCUACCGCUGCCAACAGCCCAUUGGGACAAAGAGUUUCAUCCCUAAGGACAAUCAAAACUUUUGUGUACCCUGCUAUGAGAAGCAGUUUGCCAUGCAGUGCGUCCAGUGCAAGAAGGCUAUCACUACAGGAGGCGUCACUUACCGGGAGCAGCCGUGGCACAAAGAGUGCUUCGUUUGUACUGGGUGCAAGAAGCAGCUGUCUGGACAACGCUUUACCUCCAGGGAUGAGUUUGCAUAUUGCCUGAGCUGCUUCUGCAACCUCUACGCCAAAAAGUGUGCUGGAUGCACAAACCCCAUCAGUGGACUCGGAGGGACCAAGUACAUCUCCUUUGAAGAACGGCAGUGGCAUAACGACUGCUUUAACUGUAAGAAGUGCUCCCUCUCAUUAGUGGGUCGCGGCUUCCUCACAGAAAGGGAUGACAUCCUUUGCCCUGAGUGUGGGAAGGAUAUUUAAAGCUCAAAACAAGAGGUGGGGAAAGGGGAGGAAAGCUGUGCUUGCGAUACAUAGUCUGAAAUACACAGAUGUUCAGAACUAGCUUUGCCACUCUGACUUUCGCUGUACUAUUAACAUUACUUAACCUUUUUCUUCAAACUCUCCAAAUCUGGAGGGAAAACAAAAUCUCUAGUAGCAGUGGUGGUGUUCAAGAUUGCUACAGCUAACCAAAACUAAUGCAAAACCCAAGAUGUAACAUCAUUUGGGGGUUACUGACACAACAUAUGCUUUUUGGUUUUGUUUUUUGUUUUUCCACUCAAUAUUCUGGUUACAAGCAAAUGAUGCAGUUCAAGGAUUACAAUGGCCACAGACAAUACAUUCAUAGAUGGAUAUUCAAGGUGAAACCCUCAGCCCACUGAAAUCAAUGGCAAACCCCAUUCAAUUUCAAUAAGGCUGUGGUCUCGCCUCAGUGUUCUCGAGCUAUGUGACUAGUGUGUGCUGUCAAGUGUGUAGAAAGACUGCGAAUGUAGAGGGUGUUCAAUGUACAAGGAUUUGUGCCAUGCCAUGAAGAGAUAUAAUGAUAAAACAGUUGAAGUGGGAGUGCUUCGUAACAGGUACAUAUUUUAUUGCAUGACUAGCUGAUCAUUGUGUGAAGUACAAGUUCUGAUUGACGGUGUCAGUAUUACAGUUAGUCGACAUUACACUGCACAUUGUAUUUUUCAAAAUAAAAUCAUUUAAAACAAAA